CAGCUUUUGUCACGACUUAAAGGUUAUCUAAUUCCCAGGAACACACCAGAGUUCAGAUUUUUCGAUAUGGAAGGUCACAAAAAGAGUAUUCAGAGGUUCACGUUUUGAAAGCCAUUAGAAGAUAUUCUGCCAUCCUAUUGGAUUACUUUGUUUACAGCACAGAAUGUCAUUCUGCUCUGGAUUUUAUAUGGUGGUUAUGAUUUAAUUCCCACUCUGUAUAUUUCUAUGUAUUGGUGGAGCAUUGGAGCUCUUUAGGGCUGCUGUUACUGGAGUGGAAACUGAUCCAUUUUGAAUCCCUUCUCAAAAGGACUAGACAUUAUUAGCAAUGAGCUCCCAAAAUCAUCCAGAUGGACUUUCUGCCCGAGACCAGCCAGUGGAGCUGCUGAAUCCACCUAGAGUGAACCACAUGCCUAGUUCUGUUGAUGUGACUGCAACACUGCCCUUGCAAGUUGCACCAACUUCAGUUCCUAUGGACCUCCGUUUGGACCAUCAGUUUUCCAUGCCUGUGACAGAGCCAACGCUCCGUGAACAGCAGCUCCAGCAAGAGCUCCUGGCUCUCAAACAAAAACAACAAAUCCAGAGACAAAUCCUCAUUGCUGAGUUCCAGAGGCAGCAUGAACAGCUCUCUCGGCAGCAUGAGGCCCAGCUACACGAGCACAUAAAACAACAGCAGGAGAUGCUAGCAAUGAAACAUCAGCAAGAACUCUUGGAGCACCAGAGGAAGUUGGAACAACACCGACAGGAGCAGGAGCUAGAGAAGCAGCAUAGAGAACAGAAACUACAGCAGCUCAAAAAUAAAGAGAAAGGAAAAGAAAGUGCAGUGGCAAGCACAGAAGUAAAAAUGAAAUUACAAGAGUUUGUCUUGAAUAAAAAGAAGGCUUUGGCACACCGGAAUCUCAACCAUUGCAUUUCCAGUGAUCCCCGCUUCUGGAAAACACAGCAUAGUUCUCUUGACCAGAGUUCACCUCCCCAAAGUGGAGUAUCAGGUACCUAUAACCACCCUGUACUGGGGAUGUAUGAUUCCAAAGACGACUUUCCACUCAGAAAAACAGCUUCUGAACCCAAUCUGAAAUUACGAUCCAGGCUAAAGCAAAAAGUUGCUGAAAGACGGAGCAGCCCAUUGUUACGGAGAAAAGAUGGCCCAGUGGUUACUGCUCUUAAGAAGCGUCCAUUGGAUGUUACAGGUAUGUCUGACUCUGCAUGCAACAGUGCUCCCGGAUCUGGUCCCAGUUCUCCAAACAACAGCUCCAAUAACAUAAGUGCUGAGAAUGGAAUUACAGGAUCAGUCACAAGUAUUCAGGCAGAGACCAGCUUGGCUCACAGACUAGUGAAUCGCGAAGGUUCAGUAACACAGCUUCCUCUCUACACAUCUCCUUCCUUACCCAACAUAACAUUAGGACUGCCUGCAACUGGCCCUUCCAGCGGGGGAUCAGGACAGCAGGAUGCUGAGAGACUUGCUAUUCCAACCUUACAACAGAGGAUCUCUUUAUUUCCUGGCACCCACCUUACUCCCUAUUUGAGCACUACAACGUUGGAAAGGGAUGGGGGAACUGCACACAACCCUCUCCUGCAACAUAUGGUCUUACUGGAACAACCAACUGCACAAACGCCCUUAGUCACAGACUGGUAUCUUUCAGGACUGGGGGCACUGCCCCUCCAUGCAGUGGUCAGUGGAGAUCGGGUCUCCCCCUCAAUUCACAAGCUCCGGCAGCACCGCCCGCUGGGGCGCACGCAGUCUGCUCCCCUGCCCCAGAACGCCCAAGCCCUCCAGCAGUUAGUGAUCCAGCAGCAGCAUCAGCAGUUUCUGGAGAAACACAAACAGCAGUUCCAGCAACAGCAACUGCACAUUAACAAGAUGAUACCAAAACCUACCGAGCCAACUCGCCAGCAUGAAAGCCACCCUGAGGAGACGGAAGAAGAAUUACGAGAACACCAAGCACUUUUGGAGGAGCCAUACAGUGACAGAGUUUCGAGUCAAAAGGUGGUGCAAGGGUUGGCCAAUAUGGUGCAGGUGAAACAAGAACCCAUUGAGAGUGAUGAAGAGGAAACAGAGCCACAACAGGAGCUAGAGCCUGGCCAGAGGCAAGCUGAACAGGAGCUGCUGUUCCGCCAGCAAGCCCUUUUACUGGAGCAGCAACGCAUUCACCAGCUGAGAAACUACCAAGCAUCAAUGGAGGCAGCUGGCAUCCCAGUGUCUUUUGGAGGGCACCGGCCUCUGUCCCGGGCACAGUCCUCACCUGCUUCUGCCACCUUUCCCAUGUCUGUACAGGAGCCACCCACUAAGCCAAGGUUCACAACAGGCCUUGUAUAUGACACCUUGAUGCUGAAACACCAGUGUACCUGUGGAAACACAAACAGCCACCCAGAGCAUGCAGGGAGAAUCCAGAGCAUCUGGUCCCGCCUUCAGGAGACAGGCCUCCGUGGCAAAUGUGAGUGCAUUCGUGGAAGAAAAGCAACUCUAGAAGAGCUACAGACAGUUCACUCAGAGGCCCAUACACUGCUGUACGGAACAAACCCUCUGAACAGGCAGAAACUGGACAGCAAGAAACUUCUAGGUUCUCUAACAUCAAUGUUUGUCAGGCUCCCUUGUGGUGGUGUUGGAGUUGACAGUGACACAAUUUGGAAUGAGGUUCAUUCAUCUGGUGCUGCUCGCUUGGCUGUGGGCUGUGUCAUUGAACUUGUUUUUAAAGUGGCCACAGGAGAAUUAAAGAAUGGAUUUGCUGUAGUUCGACCUCCAGGUCACCAUGCAGAAGAAAGUACACCCAUGGGGUUUUGCUAUUUUAAUUCUGUGGCAAUUGCAGCCAAGCUUCUCCAACAGAGACUGAACGUUAGCAAAAUCCUUAUAGUGGACUGGGAUGUACACCAUGGAAACGGUACUCAGCAAGCUUUCUACAAUGACCCUAACGUUCUUUAUAUUUCACUACAUCGCUAUGAUGAUGGGAACUUCUUCCCAGGCAGUGGAGCUCCUGAUGAGGUCGGCACAGGACCAGGUGUUGGUUUCAAUGUUAAUAUGGCCUUUACUGGGGGCCUUGAUCCACCAAUGGGAGAUACAGAAUACUUGACUGCUUUCAGAACGGUAGUGAUGCCAAUUGCCAAUGAAUUUGCCCCAGAUGUUGUGCUGGUAUCAUCUGGUUUUGAUGCCGUGGAAGGUCAUCCUACACCUCUUGGAGGGUAUAAUCUAUCAGCAAAAUGCUUUGGGUACCUGACGAAGCAGCUGAUGGGAUUGGCCGGAGGUCGAAUUGUUCUGGCCCUUGAAGGGGGUCAUGACCUGACAGCCAUUUGUGAUGCAUCUGAAGCAUGUGUUUCUGCUUUGCUGGGAAACGAGCUUGAUCCUCUUCCAGAAAGGGUUUUCCAGCAGCGAGCAAAUGCUAAUGCCGUGCAGUCCAUGGAAAAAGUUAUUGAGAUACACAGCAAGUAUUGGCAUUCACUCCAGCGUUAUGCCUCCACGGUAGGGUACUCCUUGAUUGAGGCACAGAAGUGUGAGAAUGAAGAAGCAGAAACUGUAACAGCCAUGGCAUCCUUGUCAGUAGGUGUGAAGCCAGCUGAAAAGAGUUGUCACCUUCUGAACCCAAGUAUGAUGCACCUGAGCUCCACCAGCAAGAGACCAGAGGUUGUUCCACCACAACGCAUCACAUGGCUUCCAAGCCAGUGGGGGUGGCCCAGGAGAAUAUCAGCAGUUUUGUUUCUUUGACCUGUCUGGAAAGGAAAGGACAUCUUAGAAUGGUCUUACACAGAAGUGAGUCCCAGUUUGCAGUACAUAAUUGAUCAUUUUGUUUUUUACUUUCAAUAUGAAACAUUCCUUUUUUAUUAGUCACAGUCCUGUAUUCAUUCCAUUCUUCCUUUUGUAAACUUUUUGGGCCCACGUGUUUUAUGGGCAUUGAUAUAUAUAAAUAUAUAUAUAAAUAUAUAUGAAUAUAUUUUUUUAAGUUUCCUACACCUUGAGGUUGCAUGGUCUGUAAGGUUGGCAUGUCUUUAUAUUGUAUACAGAUUUUGCACGCCAAACUUGGCAGCUUUGAAAAAAGAAAAUAAAAUUGUUUUUUUCCCUCUCAUGGCAUUUGCAGAGACAAAAGUUGGGACAUUUUUCUGUCAAACAUGUAUACAAAAAGGAAGGAGAGUGGAAAAAAAAAUUGCGUCUUAUUGAACUUAAGAAAUUGUGCUUUUUAUUGUAAAAAAAAAAAAUGAAUAAAUAAAAAGGACUACUUAAACAUUUCUCAUUUUAAGAAAAAAAAAAGUUUAUCUAGCACUUGUGACUUACCAAUAAUAGAGUUUAUUGUAUUUAUGUGGAAACAGUGUUUUUAGGGAAACUACGCAGAACACACAAAGUAAACUGCCUGUCAUCUUUUUUUAAUUUGAUUGGGGUUUAUUUUUCUUUGCUGGGAGGGUGGGGGGAGGUUGGGUGCAACAGUUUGUCAACACAUGUAGUCAUUAAUUCUAAGAAAAUAAAUCACGAGGAAUUUAAAGAGUUAACUCUCCAGCACAGCUGUGUUAACUUUUUUUAAUUACUUUUAAAUGAUGUAUCACUAGAUUUCACUUUAAACAGUCGUGUACUGUGCAAGCACUGUGGUUUAAAACAAAACUUUACAUCAAAAGGAAAAAUGUUUCUUCAUUGUGAUGAAGUUGAGCUCGUUCUCAGCUCAGUUUCACUUUGUCUUUGAUAUUGAUGAAAAAGUAUCCUAUUGAAAGAAAAUAAAUUAACACUUUUCUGUGCUCCAUAGUGGAGGCGCUAUUUUCCAAUUUAUGAGGAUUACAAACUUAUAUAUAUAAUAUAUAUAUAAAGGGGGGGGUUGAAACAUUAUUCACCCAAGAGCUUAUUACAGAUAUGUAGUAUCAAAAAGUUGUAACUAUAUUAUAUUCUACUUUAUACCUAUACAUGCUCAGUAUGAUGUCACCAUUGGUAGCAGCUACCGGUUUACUCUGUAAUUGAGACACAAUUUCACUCUUAUUGUAUGGACCCUACUUUAAGUGAUGGUAGCAUCCUUUGUGCUAAAAUUUUCUGAUGGUCCUUUCUUUUACUUGGUGGAGUUGGAAUUUGUUUUCUCAUUCUUGUUUUUGUUCUGUUCGGGUUUUGUUUUUGUUUUUUGUUUGUUUUUGUUUUUUUUAAACUGGCCAAUGGUGUCUUUCUCUGACUGUACCGACUUCAAUUUCAACUUUAUUAGGAGUCCAGUAUUUUGUACCACAUUAUGACAACUUGUUAUUCUUGUGGUGUAAAUAAAAAGAAAAAAUUAAUUAUAGUA
This is a messenger RNA of Alligator sinensis (Chinese alligator), 5234 nucleotides long. RefSeq names its product histone deacetylase 4 (gene HDAC4). Gene Ontology annotation, biological process: chromatin organization; negative regulation of transcription by RNA polymerase II. Gene Ontology annotation, cellular component: histone deacetylase complex. The transcript has 27 exons. The coding region runs from base 326 to 3691 and encodes 1121 amino acids. The record is from RefSeq and is a predicted model, not a curated record. Gene Ontology annotation, molecular function: histone deacetylase activity. Lineage: Eukaryota; Metazoa; Chordata; Crocodylia; Alligatoridae.